This is a messenger RNA of Triticum aestivum (bread wheat), 665 nucleotides long. RefSeq lists its product as uncharacterized. Bases 99 to 386 code for a protein of 95 amino acids. Gene Ontology annotation, molecular function: serine-type endopeptidase inhibitor activity. The transcript has 2 exons. The record is from RefSeq and is a predicted model, not a curated record. Lineage: Eukaryota; Viridiplantae; Streptophyta; Magnoliopsida; Poales; Poaceae. Gene Ontology annotation, cellular component: extracellular region.
UUGCAGCUUUGGGCAGACACAAGCACAACACAAAACCAUCAUUCCACGAGCAGAUCGACAGGACCGGGAAGAGCAAGUUUAGGAGCGACCAACGAACGAUGAAGAGUAGCACGCUGGUGGCGGUCCUACUUCUCCAGACCGUCAUGGUCAUGGGGAUCCUCGCACACUCACAGCCCGCGGACGCGCACGACGAUUUCCCCAAGUGCUGCGACCACUGCAACUCCUGGUCGGGGGCCCAAUUCUGCGACGACGUGGGCCCCAAGUGCCGCGACGGCUGCGUCAACUGCCGCGUGGUGCAGACGCGCCCCGUGAAGACGUUCCGGUGUGGAGAUGGACGCUCCGCCUUCCCGUACAUUCCCUGCCCGCCGCCGUGCAAAAAGAACUGAUCGCUCCACCUCAUCACACAGUGACAUCGAUGUCCGGCCGGAAAAUAUAAAAUAAACAGCAACAACUGUCGUCGUUCUCUCUACUUUGAGAGAAAUAUACAGUAUAUAGUUGAUGUUGCUCCGUAAUAAAUAAAUAAAUAAGCUUUGUAAAACCUGGUUCCAUGUCGCGCUGGUAGGCUCGGAGUUAGUUGAGACUGUUUAAUAAAUUACAGUGAUUCAAAAAAAAGUUUAUGUAUGGUCUCUGCUCAAUCGAAUGAAAAUCAGUUUAUUUGUGCGAUA